UUGAGAACGUUCUCUACGUGCAGUCUCGCGCAACAAUUCUGAGACGGAAACCAUUCAGGAGAACAAUUGUUUUUAUAUUAGUUCGUCUUAUCAGAAACGUAUCUAAUUGAUUGCAAACUUAUUAAUACCGGCGCAAGACUUCCAAUUUUUGGUGUUGACAAUUUGGUUGUUAUGUUACGCGGUCACUGUUAUUGCAGGCUAGUAUGUGGACACUCGGUGUUUAUAAUUUUGCUAUAAUUCUAAUGCAUAUAGGAGAGACAAAAUCAUUAUAGUACAAUGAGGAUUUUUACAACACUUUUGAAAAUCAGCAACCCAAAAAUAGAAUAUUAUUCUAGGUUUUCUCCGUCACCACUCUCAAUCAAGCAAUUUUUGGAAUUUGGAAGGGACAAUGCCUGUGAGAAGACAUCCUACAUGUUCCUGCGUAAGGAGCUGCCGGUGCGACUGGCCAACACCAUGAGGGAAGUCAACCUCCUGCCUGACAACCUGCUCAGCCAGCCCUCAGUCAAACUGGUGCAGAAAUGGUACAUGCAGAGCUUUGUGGAGCUGUUGGGGUAUGAGAACAGAAAACCAGAGGACCCUCAUGCCCUGAAUGAUUUCCUGGAGCUGCUGAUUGAGAUCCGUAACCGUCACAACGAUGUGGUUCCCACCAUGGCGCAGGGCGUGGUGGAGUACAAAGACAAGUUUGGAUUUGACCCCUUCAUCAGCAGCAGCAUCCAGUACUUCCUGGAUCGCUUCUACACCAACCGCAUCUCCUUCCGCAUGCUCAUCAACCAGCACACUCUUCUGUUUGGCAACGACACAAACCCUGCUCACCCCAAACACAUCGGCAGUAUUGACCCCACCUGCAAUGUGGCUGAGGUCGUAAAAGAUGCCUAUGAAACAGCAAAGAUGUUGUGUGAGCAGUACUACCUCGAUGCUCCUCAACUCAAGAUAGAGGAGUUUCACAUGAAGCAUCCAGGCCAGCCCAUCCAGGCGGUCUAUGUCCCUUCUCACCUGUUCCACAUGCUGUUUGAGCUCUUUAAGAAUUCCAUGCGGGCCACAGUUGAGCUUCAUGAGAACAGCAAGGAAGGUUUACCUCCAGUGAAGGCCAAAGUCACUCUGGGCAAAGAGGACCUCUCCAUAAAGAUCAGUGAUAGAGGAGGGGGCGUUCCUCUCAGGAAGAUUGACCGCCUGUUUAACUACAUGUACUCUACAGCCCCCACGCCCAGCUUUGAGCCCUCCAGCGCUGUUCCAAUGGCUGGUUUUGGCUACGGUCUGCCCAUCUCCAGGCUCUAUGCUCGCUACUUCCAGGGCGACCUGAAGCUGUACUCCAUGGAGGGGGUGGGGACGGAUGCUGUUAUUUACUUGAAGGCACUGUCCAGCGAGUCCUUCGAGCGCCUGCCCGUUUUCAACAAGUCGGCGUGGCGACACUACCAGACCAGCCCCGAGGCCGACGACUGGAGCAACCCAAGCAGAGAGCCACGCGACACUAGCAAGUCCAACUACAAGGCCAAAAGAUAACUCUUGCCUUCCACCUCCACCAGUAUGGAACCCAUCGCUCCCUCUCCCCUCCCUCCAGUAGGAUCAGUAUGGCCUCUACACAGGCCUUGUUCAGAGCUGUCUUAGGGAAACUAUCAGUCUAGUUUUGGUCGUCAGCAUCCAUGUCAGCAUCAUGCGAUGGCUAUGCCUGCCAAGAGCUUUCACUGUUUUGUUUUUUCUUUUACUGUUUUGUCUGUUUUCUAAAUGGAUCCCCCCUAAGGACACCUCCGACUAACCCUGAUUGGAUGGCUUCUCUGGUCAGCUGAGUUCUUCUCAGAUCUAUUUUAAUUAUGGAUAGUUUGUCUUCCUUUGGACGGUUUGAAUUUAGUCUCAAGACAUUAUUGCUUGGUUUGCACCUCCCUUUCUCUCUCUCCCCUUCCUCCUAGCUUCACUGACCACUGCCAUCUAGCGUCUGUUUUUCACAGAUCCAUGUUUCUGCUGGAGGUAACUGCCUUCUGCGGUUCCGUCUUGAAUAAUAGGACCCCUGUUUUUUCCCCUGCGACAGCCUGAGACAGAAGGAGACAGAGAAAGAGACAGAGGGCUUGUGUUUCACAUGAAAAGGAGUGUUCACUUCCCUCCUUUGGUCAUUUCUGUGAUCGGGUAAAAAAAGGAAAACAAAAAAGGUCCACUGGGCCGCUGUCAUGGUAACAGCACCUGCCUGUGUUGCUGAAGUAACUGAAGCUUUGGUAAAGGGAGAGAGAACAUACUUAGUCAUGUGUAAAAACCAUGGGAACAAAGCAGAUACACAGAUUAUGCAUUCAGACUUUGUUUAAUUUUUAUUUAUAAUUCAGAAAGAUGAGAAAAAGUAAUAUAUUUAUUUUGCUAUGUUUAAAUAUGAAGCCUUCGAUAGAUUAUACAUAUUAAAAGGGAGAAGGUUAGGAUUGAAUUGUAAAUGUGAUAUGUGGUGAUUUGAGAAGAAAGGUUGGACUCUGUAGUAGACCACAUUAUCCUCUUUUCCUGUCAGCAAUACUACUGACCUUUUGCGGUACACUACCGCUACAACACCUACGCAACAGGCACAAACCCUGCGUAGCUCCACCCACUAUAGUGAUGUUCACUGAAGGACCAAAGGGUCGUUGUCAAGUGGCUGUACCAUUUCAGCCUUGUCUUUCCUGUCACUUCUAGAUCACCCCAGCAUUAAAACGUGUAUAAUUACCCCUUCUCGCUGAUGCUCUACAAACCUUUGUAGACAAUGGAUAUACUGGGAAUGCAGUAAUCAAGUUAGUUGGGUAGGGCUAACAACAUGACGUGUCUGUCAGCCAUGCGUAUCUCCAUCAAAACCUUUAAGCAAUAUAUACAUACAUAUAUAUAUAUACCUUGCAUACAGGACCGUUGACCUUCGCUAAUACAGAUAAUGCUAACAGCACAGGAGAGGGCCUGUGUUUCACUAGCAGCAGUUAUACCCAUUUUCUCUGUCAUCUGAGCAUUUAAUACGUUUGAGGUUCAGUUCAAGAGCUCUUGUUUUGCUGUUAAAGGGUUUGAGCGAAUGUUAAUUUAACAGGGUUUCUUUUGAAUACUUUUUAGGUGAAUCAUUUAAUCAUUUCUUUUCUCAGCCUUUUAAUGUUCUGGGUCUGUCUGAUGUUCAUGUUGGGGCGUCUUCCAGGACCCCUCUCUGCUGUGCUCACGUCAGAUGCAGACCAGACUGUGCGCACACUCCUCUGAAUUCUCCUUGGGAUGAGAAGGGAUUCUUUUUCUGUGUUUCUUGUUGUGAUUGCCUAGUUGAUUGACCACUUAGAUAUGGGUCGGACAGAAGUCCUUCACUUUCAUCUAGACUCCCACGUAUCCUUGUCUCCUACCUCCUACCAUGUUUAUUGGAGACUGAGACAAAGAAUAAAUAGGAAAUAUAUCUCUCUUGAUCGCCAUCUAAUCUGUGUCAGCACUGCCAAGCCUUCACAGCUUGCCAGCAAUCAGUAUACUUACUUCAGUAGGGCCCUGCACAGCUCCCCUACUGUGAUAAAAAUGUUAUUUUAGCAUUGAUGUCUGUAGUUGGGUUGAACUGUGUUGUUGAAACUAGCAAGGGUCUGAGGGCUCUGUUUCAGGACCAGUUCAGUUUCUUUUAUACGAUUCCUACACUCCUCCCUUUGUUGACAGCAACCAUAUUCAGUCAUUUGAGGUCAGUUAUGACCUCAAAGAAGGAUGCAAGGAUGCACUCAAAGGAUUGGAACUGUGCCCAAGUGUCUAGAGAAACGGAGGAUUCCAAUGGAGUUAGAGGCUUUUGUUAGUUUUUUUUAGUUUACCUCUACAGUAUUGAUUAGUUAGUGUAUUGGAUAUACUGUAUUAUCUAUGGAGUGAGCCCUCAUGUACUCCUAUUGUAUCUGCUGUUAGGACAUGUCUGACCACUUUGUAUGCAUGAGCUCCUCCUGGUACAGAGAGAAGGUCAUGCAAAGGUAUGCAACAUCAUGUUACCGCUAACCAGAUAGUCAUUCGAAUACAAUACAUGUUGCACUCUCUUACAGUAAUGAUUAACAGGAUCAGUCUGUUCAGCAUGGCAGAAAUCGUAGAAUGUGUGCCGUCAUAUAUCAAAUCCUACAAUAAAGAGAACUCCCAACAAACAAACCGUCUGUGUGAGAG
Molecule: messenger RNA, 4089 nt
Organism: Osmerus eperlanus (European smelt)
Lineage: Eukaryota; Metazoa; Chordata; Actinopteri; Osmeriformes; Osmeridae
Gene: pdk3a
Product: pyruvate dehydrogenase kinase, isozyme 3a
Exons: 11
Coding region: 277-1500 (407 amino acids)
Biological process (GO): regulation of glucose metabolic process; protein phosphorylation
Cellular component (GO): mitochondrion
Molecular function (GO): pyruvate dehydrogenase (acetyl-transferring) kinase activity
Source: RefSeq, a predicted model, not a curated record